Molecule: messenger RNA, 2070 nt
Organism: Adineta steineri
Lineage: Eukaryota; Metazoa; Rotifera; Eurotatoria; Adinetida; Adinetidae
Source: the annotation of a GenBank genome assembly
AUGGCGAACAACAAAUCAGUAACAUCAGUUCAAACCAAAACACAAGGUAAUGCUAAACACAUAUCAAACUUUUCCAAGGAUGAAGGUGCAAAUCGACGUAUGAACAUGCAAAGAAUGCAAAAUGUCCUUCUUAUUUGGUUGGACAACAAUAUUAAUGAAAAUAAUGCUGAUUGUAGUAAUACAAUCAAACAACUGAAACGUGUUGUUAACAAUAUAAACACAUUUACAGAUGGCGACCAGUGUAUUGAAUUUAUUCAAACCAUCAAUAACAACAAAGUAUGCAUGAUUGUUUCUGGUUCACUUGGGAAAUAUACUGUGCCUCAUUUGCAUAAUAUGUCCCAAGUAGACACUAUUUUCAUUUUUUGUAACAAUCAAGAAUGGCAUAAACAAUGGGCCAAAGAAUGGCCUAAAAUAAAAGGAGUCUUCACAGAUAUCACAUCGAUCUAUGAAGCUCUCAAGCAAGCUGCUCACCAAUGUGAGCAAAAUGCCACAUCAAUCAGCUUUGUGGCAUCAAACAAGAAAUUGGAUCAAUUAGAUCCAUCAUUCAUGUAUACUCAGAUCUUGAAAGAGAUCUUAUUAACCAUCAAAUUCGAAGAUAAACAUUUCAAAGAAUUUAUUAAUUAUUGUCGUGAAGUAUAUAAAGAUGACGAAAAUGAAUUAAAAAAUGUUAAUCUAUUGAAAACAACAUACAAAAACAACAUACCCAUAUGGUGGUAUACAUGGGAUGCAUUUUUAUAUCGUAUGCUCAAUCAAGCAUUAAGAUCAAUGAACGUUGACAUGAUUAUUCGAAUAGGUUUCUUUACUAAUGAUCUACAUCGUGAUAUUCAACGACUACAUUCUGAACAAUUCGAGGGUCAUCAAUCAGGUACAACAUUUACAGUUUAUCGCGGACAAGGUCUUUCAAAAGAAGAUUUCACCGAAAUGACAAAAACAAAAAAUGGACUUCUUUCAUUUAAUAACUUUCUAUCCACCAGUAAAAAUCGUAAUAUUUCUCUUGAUUUCGCCCAGCAAGCUGCUACAAAUCCUGAUCUUGUUGGAGUACUAUUUGUUAUGUCAAUUAAUCCUACCCAUUCAACAACUCCAUUUGCUUCUGUUAGUGAUGUUAGUUAUUUUCAUACAGAAGAUGAAGUUCUCUUCUCUAUGCAUACUAUUUUUCGUAUUGGAGAUAUUAAACCAAUGGCUGGAGAUAAUCAUCUCUAUAAAGUGAAUUUAAUACUGACCAGUGACAACGAUCAAGAUCUUCGUAAUCUUACUGAUCGUAUCCGGCAAGAGACCUUUCCAAAUUCGAGAGGAUGGUACAGAUUAGGCCAGUUACUAUUUAAAAUGGGUCAGUUUAAAAAGGCUCAAGAAGUUUAUGAAAUUUUACUUCAUCAAACAACGGAUGAAAGUGGCAAGGCUCAUAUUUAUCACCAGCUAGGUUGGAUCAAAGAUGUUCAAGGAGAAUAUCCAGAAGCACUUACAUAUUAUGAAAAAUCACUUGCAAUCAAACAACAAUCACUUCCUUUCAAUCAUCCUGAUUUGGCUAUGUUCUAUAACAAUAUCGGUGUGGUGUAUUUUAACAUGGCUGACUAUCCAAAAGCACUUUCUUAUUAUGAAAAAGCUCUUGCAAUCAAACAGCAAUCACUUCCUUCCAAUCAUUCUAGUUUGGCUGCUUCCUAUAACAACAUCGGUAUUGUGUAUAACAGCAUGAAAGAUUAUCCAAAAGCACUUUCAUCUUAUGAAAAAGUCCUUACGAUUCAACAACAAUCACUUCCUUCUAAUCAUCCUGAUUUGGGUGCUUCCUAUAACAACAUCGGCUUGUUGUAUGACAGCAUGGAAGAUUAUCCAAAAGCACUUUCUUAUUAUGAGAAAGAUCUUGCAAUUAAACAACAAUCACUUCCUUCCAAUCAUCCUGAUUUGGGUACUUCUUAUAACAACAUCGGUUUGUUGUAUGAACAUAUGGGCAACUAUUCGAAAGCUGAUUCAUUUUAUGAGCGUGCUGUACAAAUUGGACAACAAUCAUUACCAUCAAAUCAUCCUAAUCUUCAAAGUUACCGAAAAAACCUUGAACGCAUAAAAAAGAAUUUAUAA